Molecule: messenger RNA, 321 nt
Organism: Fraxinus pennsylvanica
Lineage: Eukaryota; Viridiplantae; Streptophyta; Magnoliopsida; Lamiales; Oleaceae
Source: the annotation of a GenBank genome assembly
AUGGUUACAGAAUCAAGUAUAAAUCAGAAACUAAAUGUCAUGGAUAUUGACCAUGAACCAUCUUGGAUGGACCAUGUCGUCAACUUUCUAACUAACGAGGAAUGGCUGGAAGACAAUCGAGCAUCUAGAAGUAUUCGGUCAAGAGCACCAAGGUAUUGCAUGAUUAGGGGAGUUCUAUUUCACAAGAGCCUCACUCUUCCAUAUUUCAAAUGUCUUAGAACUUCAAAAUCAACCUAUGCCCUAACUGAGGCCCAUGAGGAGAUAUGUGGGAACCACCAAAGAGCGCGAGCUCUUACCUUCAAAUUGAUUAGGUACAGAUAA